Molecule: messenger RNA, 3041 nt
Organism: Myxocyprinus asiaticus (Chinese sucker)
Lineage: Eukaryota; Metazoa; Chordata; Actinopteri; Cypriniformes; Catostomidae
Product: gastrula zinc finger protein XlCGF7.1-like
Exons: 2
Coding region: 597-1430 (277 amino acids)
Biological process (GO): regulation of transcription by RNA polymerase II
Cellular component (GO): nucleus
Molecular function (GO): DNA-binding transcription factor activity, RNA polymerase II-specific; RNA polymerase II cis-regulatory region sequence-specific DNA binding
Source: RefSeq, a predicted model, not a curated record
CCUGUGAACCCCGUUACAUUGGUGCCAAAACCCAGGAAGGAGGAGGUAUGCGCUGUCGUGGAGUCCUCGCCGCUGCCAUCCACCAGGGGACAGAGUCGCUGCUGGCUGCCAGGAGUUGGAAGAACCGCUGCCGUCCACCGGGACAGGGAGGAGCCGUUACUGUCCGCCAGGGGUCGGAGGACUCGCUGCCGUCUAGCAGAGGGCAGAGGAGUGGCUAAGGACCAGGCGAGCGAGUUUUUCUGUCUCUCGCUCUUUUUCUCUACCCUCUCCCUCCCCUCGUCUCUCCCAGGGCUCCAGAGAUGCGGUGAAGACCUGCCAGUAGAAGGACGGCCGGAAGGGCAACACCUCCCCUCCAGGAAGUUUCCCCAGCCUGAACAGGGAAGAUGCACGCCCGGCGCAGAAUUGUCCUAAUCAGCCGGGAGGGGGAUAAAGACGAGUUGGAGGCGCCAGUUCGAGAGAGAGAGAGACACGCAACCGCUGCCUGUGUCUGUGUGUUUAUGUUUGUUAAAGUUCAGUUAUGUCAUUAAAAUGAUGUUGACUGUUCUGCCGGUUCCCGCCGCCUCCUUGCCCAUCCUGUGAACCCUGUUACAGACCUGAUGAAGCUGAAAGAGGAAAGUGAAGGACAGAAUGAAGUGGAGGAGAAACAUCAGAAUCAAGAACCUGAUGAAGUCAUAACUGGAGAAGAAUCUUAUAGUUGCCCCCAGACUGAAAAGGAAUCUUCACAGAAAACAACUCGAAGAACAGAAACAGACAAUUCUUUCACCUGCCUUCAGUGUGGAAGGAGUUUCACACAGAAACGAGUGCUUAAAAAGCACAUAAGAACUCACACUGGAGAAAAGCCUUUCACAUGCCAGCUGUGUGCAAAAAGUUUCUCAGUAAAAGGAAGCCUUGAAAGGCACAUGAGAAUUCACACUGGAGAGAAGCCUUACACGUGCCAUCAGUGUGGAACGAGAUUCAGACAUAAAUCAAGUCUUAAUAUCCACAUGAGAACUCAUACUGGAGAGAAGCCUUACACAUGCCAUCAGUGUGGCAAGCGUUACAAACAUGAAAAAAGUUAUAAGGAUCACAUGAGAAUUCACAAUGGAGAGAGUCCAUACAAAUGCCUUCAGUGUGGAAAGAGUUUAACAGACAAAAAUGCUCUUAAUUAUCACAUGAAAAUUCACACCGGAGAAAGGCCAUUCAUAUGCCCUCAGUGUGGGAAGGGUUUCAUCAACAAGUAUUCCCUGAAGUAUCACAUGAGUAUUCACACUGGAGAGAGGCCUUUCACCUGCCAUCAGUGUGGAAAGAGUUUCACACAUAAAGGAAUUCUGAAUGUCCACUUAAAAACUCACACUGGAGCGAAGCCUUUCAAAUGCCUUCAGUGUGGAAAGAGUUUCGUAAGAAAAACAAAGCUAAGAGCUCAUAUGAAAUGUCACUCAAGAGAGAAAUGACACCAAUGUUCUAAAGACUAAAAGAGUGAUAUGGUGAUAACUCUUAUUGGACGGAUGAAAAAAGGAACUACAUGGUAACCGUUUUGCUACUGAUUUGCCGACAUAAAAAAAAAAAGUCUCCAGAGCACCAAGACAUAGUCUAUUAAACACAACAACAAUGGUGUGAAAUUCGAAAUGUUCUUUAGCUUGACAUAUAGAACUGGUAAUCUGGACUAAACAUCACCACCUUAUGCAGACCAAAUGCUUUUUAUUGUGUUAAGUGUACCCAUGGAUGGAGAGUGCAUGCAUAUCCCAUGUUAUUCUGCUAAUAAAGUCAUGUAGGCCUAUCACCUUUUGUAAGAGCUGGAAAAAGCCAUUUGAAAGUGAGCAUUAACACAAAGUUAGUUCUAAAUUAAAAUAAACUGUACAGAGAAUUGCACUGUGGGUGGCAGUGCUGCGAAAUUCAUGAAUAUUAAUUGUUAUGCACAGUAGAAGAUUCGGUAACACUUUCUAUGAAGCCUAUAUUUAUAAUGCACUGUAAAGGCAUUAUAAUGCAUUAGUAAUGUUUCAUAAUACACCUUAUAUGUUAUUACUUCUCAUAAAUAAUUGUAACCACAAUUAUAAUACAUUAUACUUACCUAUUCGUAGUUAUACCUCAUAGUAUAAUGCAUUAGAACACAAGCAAAAUACAAUUUAAUCUGCAGAAGUUAUGAUGAAUUAUAUAUAUUUUUAUGAUAUAUAAUAGGUAUGCUUUAAGUAACGUGACAAAAGCAAUGUCUGCUUAUAAACAUCCAUAAAAUAAUUUUAAGUGAUUAUAAGAUAUUACAAGUCAUGCUGGAAGUUAUAUACAUUACACAUGCACAAAAUAACACACAUUCAAUGAAAUUGAGAUAUUAUUAAAAACACUUGUAAAGCUACAAAAUACAUCAGAAACUCUCUUGAGAAAAAAAUAUGUAUGUUGAUCACAUUUAGCCAAUCUUAAUAAUAAAAAAAUCAAACUGAUUCAAUAUUGGACUCUAUUCAAUAAAAUUUCAUGUUUGUGCCUCUUAUUUGGAGAAUUGUUUUAUAGAUAAUUUUGAUUGUAUAAGUUUGACUUGUAUGUUACAAGUUUAUGUUAUGGCUGUUUAUAAGAAAAUAUUGAGUAACUUUAUUAGCUUCUGCUGUGUUAAAAUUGGACGUUGCUUGUGUUAUAAUGCAUUAUACUCUAAAGUAUAACUGAAUAGGGGAAGUCUUAAAAUGUAUUGUAAAUAGUUAUAAUUAUUUAUGAGAAGUUAUAACUUACAAGGUGUAUUAUGAGACAUUAAUGCAGUAUAAUGCAUGUAUAAUGUCUUUACAAUGCAUUAUAAAUAUGGGCUUCAUAGAAAGUGUUACCGAAGAUUCUUUUAAAUGACCUGUUUUCAUUCUUAAUGACCAAUUCAAGCACUCAAAUAUUUCACGUAAUAUGGUAAUUUCAUUUCUACAUAUGUCAGUCUUGGGAUUUUGUUAACCAGUAGAUGAAUUCAUAGAUCAUCACUUUGAUUAAGAACAUGACUGAUUGAUCUAGUGGUAACAUGCCUUUAGUUUUUAGAGGUUCUGUGUUCUAAUUUGCCCAAAUAAAACUUUUUAUUGUAAUAAACCAAGAUUGCAACUGUA